AUGUCGGAGGAACCCGUAAAAAAAUACCUAAGUGGUUCGGAAAAACGUAAAAAGCGGCUGGAGCAACAAAACAAGCAUGAUGAACUAUUAAAGAAAACACAAAACCUUUUCCAACUCGGAUUUAGUCGCCAAUCAACAGAAAAUCAACCUUCACCUAGUACAUCUGCAGUGUCCGCUAGCCAAAAUACGAGUUUGGUGGUGGAACCAAUGGAGAUUCCUUGCGAGUGCUCUGAACAGAAUAACCAGGAUCAAGAAACAGCUACUUUUGCUGGUGCCGAGGAACGUGAGACCGAGGCCGAGGUUCAAUUACUACACCAAAACGUAGUCCAUCUAGGUGUAGAAUGCCAGAAUGACAUUGGCUUGUGGCAAAAUAUUACUAGCGAAAUACAAGAUUAUUGGUGCACUAGAAAUCCUGACGAAUGCCUACACUUUGAGAGUGAUUUUUCUGCUUCAAGCCGACAAUACGACGAUAGCAAUAGAUUUUUUUCUCAAUCAAUGUUUUUUCGUACACAUAUAAGUGGUGGUAAAAUUAAACGGGAGUGGCUCAUGUAUUCUCCAUCUACUGGAAAAGUAUACUGUUUUCCAUGUGUUCUUUUUGGUGGAGUUCAAAGGCAAUCGCAAUUUCAAACAGGAUUUUCUGAUUGGAAAAAUGCGUCGCCUAGAAUUCAAUCCCAUGAGAAUAGUGCAACGCACCGAGAAUGUGUACAGACACUGAUUAGUAGACGGCGUGUUCAAGGCCGAAUCGACACCUCUUUGGAAAUCACAUUCAACAAAGAAAGAGAAUAUUGGAUAAAAGUUUUACAAAGAGUGGUUUCGGUGAUUAAAUUUUUAGCAUCCCGUGGAUUGGCAUUUCGUGGCGAUGAUGAAGUUAUUGGCUCUCAAAAUAAUGGCAACUAUUUAGGAAUUUUAGAAUUAAUUGCGGAGUACGAUCCGUUCCUUAGUUCGCAUUUGGCAAAACAUGUUAAUGUUGGAAAAGGAAAACAAUCAUAUUUGUUUUCAACAAUUUGCGAGGAACUUAUUGAAAUAUUGGGAAGUAAGGUUUUAAAAUUUAUUGUUAACGAAAUUUUUGAAGCCAAAUAUUUCUCAAUAAGCGUCGAUUCGACACCUGACAUAUCUCAUAUCGAUCAGUUGACUAUAGUGCUGAGAUACGUUUCGUCGAAUGGAGAAGUAGCAAAACGUUUUCUUACAUUUAUUCCUAUCGUAAGUCAUAAAGGGGAAGAAAUAGCUGCUAAAAUUAAAAAUUUUUUUAAACAAUAUAACAUUGAUAUAAAAAAUGCGAGAGGUCAGUCUUACGAUAAUGCUUCGAAUAUGUCUGGUUGUUACAAUAUUCUGCAGGCGCAUAUUAAGAAAAUAAAUCGUCUCGCACACUACGUUCCAUGUGCAGCGCACUCACUGAAUUUGGUUGGAGUACGUGCUGCGGAGAGCCGCGUUGGAGCAAUCUCAUUCUUCGGAUUUGUACAGGGAUUGUACAACUUUUUUUCGGCGUCAACUCAUCGUUGGAGAAUUAUGCUUGAAAAUCUCGAAAAAGAAGAUGAAUGUAAAAAAUACUCGUCUUUAGUUCUGAAAAAUGUGUCCGACACGAGGUGGUGUGCAAGAGACGAUGCGGCUAAGGCUUUGUCAAAAGGCUAUAAGAGUUUUCAGAAAGCUUUGCAGUCUAUUGCUAACGAUGAGACUCAGACAUCGCAAGUGACUCACGAGGCUAGAUGUUUAUUAAAGGAAUCUGAAAAAAAAGAAAAUGCCGUAAUGACAAUAUUCUGGGCUGCCAUACUGGAUCAAAUCAAUGGUGUCAGCAUAUCUUUACAAAAACCAACUAUUGAACUUCGAACAGCAGUUGAUCUUUUAAAAUCGCUUUUAGAUUUUUUGCUUUUACAGAGGGAAUUAUUUGAUGACUACGAGAUAAAGGCAAAUGAAAAAACUGAUACCGAAUACACUGUGCUCCACGCUGUCGUGGCGAAAUUCGAGCAGCAGCUGGAACAGGAAGGAUAUGCUGUGGGCACCUUCUUGGACAUAGAGGGUGCCAUCGGCAAUACUCCAGAAUUCAUCUGUCAAGAGGCUUAA
Messenger RNA from Belonocnema kinseyi, 2058 nucleotides. Its product is annotated as zinc finger MYM-type protein 1-like. NCBI's taxonomy places the organism in Eukaryota, Metazoa, Arthropoda, Insecta, Hymenoptera, Cynipidae. Bases 1 to 2058 code for a protein of 685 amino acids. The record is from RefSeq and is a predicted model, not a curated record. The transcript is spliced from 2 exons.